GACCUGAUCUGGACUCAUCCUCGGCUGUCGGCUCCUCGUAGCCCGCCGCCCGGCCCCCGCAUCCAACGGUCAUCUCCCGACUCUCCGCUCCCACCGCCGCCACCGCUCCCCUCCUCGCGGCGCAAACCGCGCCUCCACGGGAAACCCCAAGCGGCGGCCGUCCCUUCCGCGGCUCCACCUCCCUCUGCUCUCCGAUUCGAGCGGAUUCCAUGGCCAGAGACGACGGCGGCGCUCUGGUUCCCGCGCCGGCGCCGGCGCCCGCUCCCGCUCCCGCUCCCGCUCCGGGCCAGGUCUACCUGCCGGAGUGGCGCCGCGCGUACGACCGCCUCGUGAAGAUGCUGCGCCAGGCGUACGCGCAGGCCGAGGAGCUGUGCGUCGAGCGCGAGCACCUCAUCACCGAGAUCCAGUUCCUGGAGAGCCGGCGCCGCGAGCGCGAGGAGAACUUUCAGGCCCGCAUCCAGAAGAUGCGUAAGCACGAGAAGCUCCGCAAGAGAGUCGAUGAGGCUGAGACGGUGGUGAGUCUUGGUGGCAAGGAUCUUCAGAUUCAUCGCUACCAGAAGCUUGCAGAGCUUGCUGAGGAUGAUUUGGAGGACUUCAAAAGCUGUAUUUCGAAUUUGGCUGCUGAAAAUACGGAGCUAAAGGAAAAACUGAUGAAGUUUGAAAGUCUGGUGGAGAUUGGUACCGACAAUUCAGAUCACCAGAAAAAUGGGAAAGAUAUUAGGGAAGAGAUAAGGAAACUAAAGAAAGCUUACAAGAUCCUGAAAUCAGAGAAGGACAAGGAAACUAAAGAAUUACAAGCGGAAAAUAAGUUUGUGUGGAACCAGCUUAAGACAAUGGAAGGAGAAUACAGCAGGACCAUCAAGAGCAAGAACAUAGAGGUAAAGCAAGCUACGGAAGCAGCGCAAAAGCUUCUGCAGAAUGUAAAUGAGUUGCAAGUGGCAGCCCAAAAGAAGGAUGAUGAAAUCGUUAGACUAGAAGAAGAGGUGACAAAUGCCAAAGAGAGGAUGUCAAUUCUUGAGGAUGAGCUGCAAAAAUUGCGCUCCUUGGUCAAGGGCAAGGAUCUUGAAACUGACAAAGAUGAAGAUGGUCAACCAGAGACUAGUAGGAUGUCGAAGAAGGAUACUAAUAAGGCAAACAGAAAAUCUAAGUCUACAAGAACUUCUCAGGUCACACCUGAUAUAUCAAGAACUUCCCAGGUCACACCUGAUAGGCGAGAAGUGAAGACUACUACAAGAAUGCAUGUGUCUGAGACUAAUCAGAAGCGCAAGCGUAGCUCCUUCAAGUCCUCCCUGUCAUGUGGUAACCAGAGAUGCCACACGAGGCCUCUGCAAGUUAAAGCUGCUGUGUCAGUGUCACCUAUGCUCCUCCCGCCGAAUUUCACCGUUCCCAGGUUGAAGACCCCAACUCGUCCCUAAAAGUGUGAAACCACUGGCCACUGUAGUCUGAUGUGCUGACAAUUGAAGUUGUCCCAACACGCCCUGCUCUGACAGUAGGUGAAGCUUAUCCGUUGCCGCUGGCAGGUUUGACUUAAUUGCAAAGCAGCAUUGUAUAGUCGAUUUAACUGUGCCUGUAACAUAUUUCUUCUCUCAUCUCUGCGUUGGAAUGCUUGCAACAUGUAUUAUGUUUUUUUUUUGAGAUUCAUGUACUAUGGGUGCUGUGUAACAGAUGCAGAAGGUGUCCAUGUGUGUAACUCGCUUGCCCGGCUUUGAGCAUAUUUGUUUAUGUGUAACAGAUUAGCAGUUCUUGUGGCAUAUCUUCUUGUGAGAGUAUUCGCAGCAUAUCCUUUUGGUA
Messenger RNA from Sorghum bicolor (sorghum), 1791 nucleotides. Its product is annotated as eukaryotic translation initiation factor 5B. The record is from RefSeq and is a predicted model, not a curated record. Bases 210 to 1415 code for a protein of 401 amino acids. The transcript has 5 exons. Lineage: Eukaryota; Viridiplantae; Streptophyta; Magnoliopsida; Poales; Poaceae.